This is a messenger RNA of Cynoglossus semilaevis (tongue sole), 3898 nucleotides long. RefSeq names its product F-box DNA helicase 1 (gene fbh1). Gene Ontology annotation, biological process: replication fork processing; double-strand break repair via homologous recombination. Gene Ontology annotation, molecular function: DNA binding; ATP binding; hydrolase activity. Gene Ontology annotation, cellular component: nucleus. Bases 870 to 3890 code for a protein of 1006 amino acids. The transcript is spliced from 20 exons. Lineage: Eukaryota; Metazoa; Chordata; Actinopteri; Pleuronectiformes; Cynoglossidae. The record is from RefSeq and is a predicted model, not a curated record.
CUGUCUUUCCUUUACACUUGUACUCUGUCUUGCUGCGACUGACCUUCAUUCCUCUUCUUUCUAAUUGUUAUUUGGUUGUAAUGUAAUAUACACCUGGAUAAUGACUCACUCCCGCACGAACAACCACAGACAUUUGAGAGGACAGCCGAGGGCCAGUGUGUGUUAGCUUAGCUUAGCUUAGCUUAGCCUGAGUCAAGCUAAAAAGAAAUGAAGCGAUUUCAUCUUUGGAUUUAAUCCAGGUUCCUGUUUGUCUCCACGCCCGGACCUGUGGUGGGCUGGAUGAGUGAAUGACACGAAACCAACCAGCAGAUGGCAGUGUAAUAAUUAAAUAAGAUGUAAGCUGAAACGGAUCAACCUCAAAGAAGACUCGACGUCGUGACGUCCUAACGAACCCAAAGACAGGCAGGAAAUCCAAACACAUCUACAGAGUUCAGAGCCGAGUUACCGCGGACCAAUGGUCACGUGACUCAGACAUAUAACGUGUUACCAUAGGCAGUGACGUCGUUUCCUUUCAGCUAGGUUUCGUUUUUACAGCGACCGAUGGAUUUGUAGACACGGACAUGGAAGUUGCUGUGAAAGGUUGGUAGAAACAGACCGAAGCACAGACUGACCACAGACUGACCACAUGACAGGGUGUCCGCGGUGACCAAUGUUGAUUUGUUGACCACGGGACUCACUGCCUUUCACUGCCUUAGACUCGUGACGUGUUUCUGACGUUCCAACCAAAUAACAAUUAUAUACAGAUGUAAAAUAAAGUAGAGCAUAAAGACCAGUGACUACAAACAGCACCAGUGCACAGUUGAACUGUGGGGACACGUCCUGUCCCUCAGUUUGGGGGGGUCAGAGGGUAGCAGGUUAGGGAGUGACAGAUGGUUCUAGGUUUACUGUUACCUAUGGUAACCACGGUAACAACACUUUGUCCCGGUGUGUGUGAUGUACAAGGAAAGGCUAAAAGGAGACAUCUGAGCGCAGACGAGUGUCAACACCUGGGUCACGGCUCCCUCACAGAGCCGCACGUCUUCAACCAGAGGCCGGGGAACAGUGACCGCCACAGGAGGCACCUCCCCAGGACGGCCCCCAAGAAACACAAGUGUGAGCCUCAGUUACUCCAUCACGUUCAGGAGGAGGAGGAGGAGGAGGAGGAGGAGGAUUCCACUCUGUUCACUGCUGCAAUGGAGUUAGGAGCUGAAGAGGAGGAGGAGGAGGAGGAGGGGGAGGGGGAGGCAGAGGGGACAGUGGACUACCUGCAGGGAAUGACAUCCAGGAUGUUUGAUGAAGAUUUUGACUGUUGUGAAACUAAGGAGGAGGAGGUGGAGGAGGAGGUGGAGCCCCUUCCUGACGCCCACUACGGGCUCCUGGGCCCCAGCAGGACGCUGCUUCAGCCCCGGGCCUGUAUUGAUGACCUUCCAGAGGAAGUUCUCAGGCAGAUCCUGGCUCUACUUCCUGCCCAGGAUCUGUACGGAGGCGUCGCGCUGACGUGUCAUCGGUGGAGGGAGAUCAUGGAGGAUACCAAGUUUGUUCCUUUCAGGAAACAGUACUACCGCUACAUGAAGAGAGAACGUGGAACCGUUGAAGAGUUGACCUCCAUCCUGAAGAACAGUGACAUCACAGGUCCAAAGUCUUCAGAGCACAGCAUCAGGAACCUUGUUGUGUUCAUGGCUCAGCACACAGUGGGGGAGAGGGUGAGGCCUGAAGACGUCCUCCACUGGGUGAGGAGACACCGUCUGUCCCCCCAGGCUGAGUUCUCCGUCAGAUCACGACUCCCAGACGUUCAGGAGGAGCUGGAGACUCCAUUGGCAGUCAUGGCAGUAAUUCUGGUCUUGAGUGAGGGAGUGGGAGACGUCCAGGCCCUGGUGUCUCUCCUCACCCGCUGCAUGUCCCUGACUGCAGUCACAGAGUUCCUCAGUCACAUGGCCACCAUCCUGCUGGCUAUGGAGAGGAACGCAGUCCACAUCAGUACCAGGUUGCAUUACAACAUCUACUACGUUCUGCAGCUGAUGGAGAAUGGUCCAGGUCAUGUCAGUUCCAGGUCCAGUUCCAGGUCCAGUUCCAGGUCCAGUUCUCACCAGCUCACAGCUGAACAGCAGCUCAUCCUCAACCACAACAUCCAGAACGACCAUGUGGUCAAGAUCAAAGCAUUUGCAGGGACAGGGAAGACCACCACUCUGGUCAAGUAUGCAGAACAGCGCCCCCACCUUCGCUUUCUCUACGUAGCCUUCAAUAAGUCCGUGGCCAAUGAGGCGCGGCGCCGUUUCCCCGGCAACGUGGACUGCAGGACGGUCCACUCCUUGGCCUUCAGGGACACUGGUCAGAGAUACAAAUCUAAGUUGACAACUGCCCUGAACCUGUUCUCCAUCAGCCUGGUUCUGCCCCCGGGCCGGGGGGGCUACACCAAGGCCAAGGUGGUGGCCUCCACCCUCCGCACCUUCAUGGCUUCAGCUGAGGACGCCGUCAACAUCAGCCACGUCCCCGACGUCCACACCACGAACUCAGGCAACAGGAUAGUCAUCGUCCACAGUGAGAAGCAGCUGUUUGUCAGCGACGCUCAGAUGAUCUGGAACAGAAUGAAGGACGUCCGUCGGACAGACAGAGAGGCGUACCGCAUGACACAUGAUGGUUACCUGAAGCUGUGGCAGCUCCAGGAGCCCAAGCCCCGCCUCUCCGACUACCACGUCCUGUUGAUCGACGAGGCUCAGGACUGUACUCCAGCCAUCAUGGACGUGCUGCUGUCUCAGCCGUGUGGGAAGAUCCUGGUUGGAGAUCCUCAUCAGCAGAUCUACACCUUCAGAGGAGCGGUCAACGCCCUGCAGCUGCUGGAGCACACACACGUCUUCUACCUGACGCAGAGCUUCAGGUUCGGUGCAGAGAUCGCGUACGUCGGCGCCACCAUCCUCAAGACCUGUAAGAACGUGGAGAAGAUUCUGGUGGGAGGAACGCAGAAAGGUGGUGUGUGUGAUGAGAACGCAGACCGAGUGGCUGAAGCUGUGAGGACAGGCGAGGCCUGUUGCCGUGGAAACACAGCCAUCCUGUCCAGGUGCAACACCGGUGUCUUCGACAGAGCUGUCAAACUGACGGACGCAAACCCACGCUGUCGAAUCCACUUCAUCGGCGAUGUGAAGAACUUUGGGCUGGACCGGAUCAUGGACCUCUGGAGGCUGACGCAGCCCAACCCACAUCCUAAAUUCAUCAAGGAUCCGCUCAUCCGCCACUUUGUCAGGAUGGACGGGAAUUCUGUGAGAAGUCUGAAGGAAUACAUCGACCAGACGGACGACCUGGAGCUGAACGCCAAACUGACCAUCGUGGAAAAGUACGCAAGUCGGAUUCCUGAGCUGCUGAUCCAACUGAGAAGCUGCUCGGAACCAGACCUUCACAGAGCAGACUUCAUCGUGGGGACAGUUCACAAAGCCAAAGGUCUGGAGUUUGAGUCCGUGAUGAUCACAGACGACUUCGUCAGGGUUCCGUGGCCCAGACACAGGAUGUACCGCAGCCCCGCCUUCUCUCUGGACAGCGUUCCUGGCGAUGAGUGGAACCUUCUGUACGUGGCAGCGACUCGAGCCAAAACGACGCUGAUCAUCAGCGAGAGCAUUUACAACCUGCUCACCCUGGCUGGGGAGUACUUUUUAAAGUCGGAGCCCGUCAGGAGCGUAACGCCACCACAGGCCCCGCCCCCGUGUUCUGUCUCUAACUGCCCCAACUGCAUCACUCCGGGCUCGUCAUUCGUCAUGUCGGCGCCGACCUUGAAAUGUUCGGACUCCGUGUUACAGGGAGGCCCGCUGUGUGAGAGGUGUGUGUGGAACCGUGUCGGACCAAUCGCCUUCCUCGUGACCGAUGAUGUCAUGUCAAUGGCUAACGUUCCAGAGAGACUGGCCCACGGCGUCUUCCAUGUCUGACCCCCCCC